CUCUCUAUAUAUAUGUAUAUUACCCCUGUUAAACAAGAAGACUUAGCAAACAAUAUGGCAGAAGAAGUAAAGCUUUUCAAGACAUGGUCAACCCCUUUUGGUUUAAGGGUUGUUUGGGCGUUGAAGCUCAAAGGUAUAGAGUAUGAAUCAAUAGAUGAAGAUCUAUCCAACAAGAGUGCUCUGCUUCUUCAGUACAAUCCUGUGUACAAGAAAGUCCCAGUUCUUGUUCACAAUGGAAAGCCAGUCUCAGAAUCACUUGUGAUUCUUGAAUAUAUUGAUGAGACAUGGAACCAGAAUCCGCUAUUGCCCGAAGAUCCUUUCGAGAGAGCCAGGCAACGGUUCUGGGCCAAGUUCAAUGAGGAAAAACUUUUACCAACAAUAAUGGCCAUUUUCACCAAGGAAGGGAAAGAUCGAGAGGAAGCGAUGGCCGCAUGGGUGGAGAAUCUGAAGUUCGUUGAAGAAGAGCUGAAAGGGAAGAAAUUCUUCGGCAGCGAGAAGAUAGGACUGGCAGAUCUCGUUUUCGGUUGGAUGGCUAACUUGAUCGGUAUUUUUGAAGAGGUAACUGGCUUGAAAAUAGUUGAUGAGAGAUAUCCACUAUUGUUGGCAUGGAUGCAAGAGUUUUAUGAACACCCUGUGAUUAAAGAUACAUGGCCUCCCCAUGACAAGAUGAUCAUCAAGUGGCAAGCACUUUAUGAAAACUACCAUCCUGCAAAAUAAUCCCUUUGUGAGAUCUUUCCAUGAAUUUUUUACAUUAUAAUUUAGGCAUCAUAUUGCUGCAAUAAAUUCAAAACUGUUUGUCAAGGCAAGGCCUUCAAGAUAAUAUAUAUAUGUAUAUGAAUGUGUCAACAUGUAAGCAUGUAUUUGCGCAUCUAAUUAGCAAAAUGAAUCUCUGUACUUUUUCA
Molecule: messenger RNA, 902 nt
Organism: Hibiscus syriacus
Lineage: Eukaryota; Viridiplantae; Streptophyta; Magnoliopsida; Malvales; Malvaceae
Product: probable glutathione S-transferase
Exons: 2
Coding region: 13-717 (234 amino acids)
Biological process (GO): glutathione metabolic process
Cellular component (GO): cytoplasm
Molecular function (GO): glutathione transferase activity
Source: RefSeq, a predicted model, not a curated record